Messenger RNA from Funneliformis caledonium, 2247 nucleotides. The record is from the annotation of a GenBank genome assembly. Lineage: Eukaryota; Fungi; Glomeromycota; Glomeromycetes; Glomerales; Glomeraceae.
AUGUUCAAAAAAAGAGCAAAAAGAAUUCGAACUAAAAUUAAUGAUGAGGAAGAAAUCAGCAUAGAUGCCAUACCUGCUGUAAAUUCAGAAACAGAAAAGGAUCAAAAGAAAAAAGUUAAAGGGAAGACAAAAGAAGAACAAGAAGAAGCCUUUCAAAUAACAAAAAGUGCAGCGAGUCGUCGACUUACGAAAUCAAAAUCCAAAAAGCUUCAUCUUGAUCAUAAAUCAAUUCCUCAAAAUUCAGAUCCAGUCAUCACAUCUUCCUAUACCGAAGAAAUUUUAUCAGAAUUACGUGCCAAUACACCAGCAACGCCAGCCUCCUUUCAAUCUCAAGAUAAUAUUGGAGAAAAGUUUCCACUGACUCUUGAUCCUAACUUUGAUAUACCCGAUGCUGGAGCUAUUAAUGCAGCUAAAAAAGAAAGGGAAAUGCGACGAAAGAAGGGACUAUCUGAUACUUUAGAAUAUAUUCCAUUAUCAGAGGACACGGAUGUUAUAACUUCAUCAGGCAAAAAAAUGGAGUCAAGAUUGGUUCGAGAAGAGGACGAGUUGGGUGAAGCAGAUGAAGUGCACGAGUCGAUAAAUUUGUCCAAUGCUAAAUUCGCAUUGGGAGGAUUCAGCCAUGGAGUCGUCGUUGACCUAUCCAAUCAGAAUAUUGCAAAUACUAUAACGAUAUUAUCUUGUAGAUUAUUCAGAUAUUCGAAAAAAGAAUGUAGUUUUAAACUAAUUUCUAAGCUUUGUAAUGUAUAUAUAGAACUCGAACAAUAUUUGAACGAAAAAUUGGCUAUUGGAAAAAAGGCCAAAAGAGAACAGGAACGACUUAAAAAAGUAGACAUUGAAGAAAUGAUCAUGGAUGUAAAUUUUGAGGAAGAGGAUGUUGAAUUAUUGCAGCGAGAGUUUGAAGCCAUGAAAGCAGGUGGACACAAUCCUAAGAAAUCUUCAAAACGAAAAUUCGAUAAAACACAACCGAUUGUGAGGGCUAGAAUGCCCAUUAUUGUUCCUGUACCUACGUUAAAUGAGGUUCAAUCGAAUCUAGAAAGUCAAUUGAUGGAUCUACAAGUUCUGCAUAGUAAUCAUCAAGCUGAACUCAUCCAAAUACAAAAAGACAUCGACAGCCUUACAUCCUCGAAUACACAAAUAGAGGUUGAGAUGCAAAAUACGAAAAAACGAUAUAAUUAUUUUCAAGAUCUUAAAACAUUUGUCGAGAAUCUUGUAGAAUUUCUUGAUGAUAAGUUUCCAACACUAGAGAAACUCGAAAAUGAUUACCUGGAAGUACUUACUGAAAAGUCACAACUUAUUAUGCAAAGAAUCAUCAAAGAAGAUUCUGAAGAUAUCGCAUUAUUUAUCAAUAUGAAUAUUAAAGGUGAACGUAGACGACAGAUUCAGUCUGAUGAAAUUAAGGAAGAAGGAUUUUCUACAGAUGAAGAAUUUUAUGAUAAAGAAAUUGAAAAAGAAAUUUAUGGAAAAAUAGAUGUAAUUGAGGAUUUUAAAUCAAUUGCAUUUGUCAAGUCUAAAUUUGUAUCAUGGAAAACUGAAUUUAAUAAUGAUUAUACAAAAGCUUAUGGCGGUUUAAGUUUACCGGGUGUAUUUGAGUUUUACGUUAGAUAUGAAAUGAUGUUAUGUAACUUAUUAAAGAUUAACGAUAUAGAUGAUAUGGAAUGGUAUAAAGUUAUUUCUGAAUAUUCUGCUGAAUCGAGUAAAGAUCAAAUGGAAACAGAUGAUGAUUUUACAGUCUUGACCAAAGUUCUUGAAAAGAUAGUGUUAUCUAGGAUCGAGCAUUUAGUAAAAACUCUGAAUCCAUAUUCCUCACGGCAGACAAAAUCUCUUGUUGAUUUUUUAAAAAAGACAUUAAAAUAUGUAGAUAGAAACUCCAAAAAAUUUCAAGAUAUAAUUAUUGCGGUAUCAAAAUGUUUUCAGAAUGUAGUUGAGUCUCUUGAAACAAUACCUGAAAACAUAAAUAUACAAUUUUCAGAUCCACAUGAUUCUAUCUUAGUAACACGAAAUCGCUAUUUUGGUCGCAAAUAUAAGCUGCUGGAAAACCUUAUAAUGUGGAAAGAAUUCGUUCCUAUAGAUAUAAUUCGAUCGUUAUCCAUUGAUUAUUUACUUAAUCGACAUUUAUUACAUAUUUUAAAGAAUUCAUCGUUAAACACAGAUAGCGCAAAGUAUCAAAAGAUACUUAUAACUAUCCCUAGAGAUUGGCUUCAUCCUUCAUCAUUAGAAACAUUAGCACGUGGAGCUGCAGGGUAUUGA